CGCGAACCUCGUUCUGGUAGUUCAGACCUUCCCCCUCAACACUUCUGUCAUAGAGUGAGCCACCUUCACUUAGAAGAACAUGCAGAGAGCCUCACGCUUAAAGCGGGAAUUGCAGCUAUUAGCCACAGAGCCACCCCCAGGCAUAACUUGCUGGCAGAAUGCAAACCAAAUGGAUGAUCUCCGAGCCCAGAUUUUGGGUGGGACCAACACACCCUACGAAAAGGGCAUUUUCAAGCUGGAAGUCUCCAUUCCUGAAAGGUACCCAUUUGAACCUCCAAAGAUACGCUUUUUGACUCCGAUCUAUCACCCUAACAUUGACUCUGCAGGGAGGAUCUGCCUGGAUGUCCUUAAACUGCCCCCAAAGGGAGCUUGGAGACCAUCCCUGAACAUUUCCACUGUGUUGACCUCCAUCCAGCUCCUCAUGUCUGAGCCCAACCCUGAUGACCCCCUCAUGGCUGACAUAUCUUCUGAGUUUAAGUACAACAAGCCAACCUUCCUCAAGAAUGCCAGACAGUGGACUGAGAAGCAUGCUCGUCAGAGGCAACAGGCCGAAGAAGAUGAGGAGAUAGAGAAUCGACCAGAGCCCAGUAACCCCAAAGUUGCAGAAGCACCACAGAAAAGAAAAGGCUCCAAGCUGGGGGGCCUGGAGAAGAGACUUUGCCCAGAUGCUUAGGAGGAACCCGACAUUAGCUGUCUCAGUUGAUAUCUUUCUGUUUCUGUCAAGGGUUCUGAUCGGGCCUGGUCCUUUGGAAUGUUUUUCUUGGCCUUUGAUGAGAGUAGCAUGGUUUUUCCUGC
Messenger RNA from Gracilinanus agilis (Agile Gracile Mouse Opossum), 795 nucleotides. RefSeq names its product ubiquitin conjugating enzyme E2 T (gene UBE2T). The record is from RefSeq and is a predicted model, not a curated record. The transcript has 7 exons. Bases 80 to 673 code for a protein of 197 amino acids. Lineage: Eukaryota; Metazoa; Chordata; Mammalia; Didelphimorphia; Didelphidae.